Molecule: messenger RNA, 825 nt
Organism: Cygnus olor (mute swan)
Lineage: Eukaryota; Metazoa; Chordata; Aves; Anseriformes; Anatidae
Gene: PSCA
Product: prostate stem cell antigen
Exons: 3
Coding region: 226-594 (122 amino acids)
Source: RefSeq, a predicted model, not a curated record
GAAGUGGAGAGAAGUUCUGGUAGCUGGGCAAGUCACAGUCAGAUAGGAGAGGCACCUAAAGAAAAUAUCACCACCACAAAGCAACCCCUCCCUUGGCCCAGCAUAUAACCUCACUCAGGUGCCUUCACAGGGUAAUCUGGGCAUGCACGAUCGCUGCCUCCCACAGUAUAUAAAGUACCCCACGAGGAAACAGCCCAUAUUCAGCACAAGAAAAGACAUCCCAAAAUGAAGGUUUUCUUCAUCGUCCUCCUGGCAGCGGUCCUGUGCAUGGACUCAGGUUCUUCUCUGAGGUGUUUCAGCUGCAAGUCAAAACUCAGCAACAACAACUGUAAGGAAGAAGUGAACUGCAGCGGAAAGAGCACAUGCAAGACAGAAGUGAUCAGGAUCAUCGGGCUCUUCAACAUCAUCAGCAAGGGCUGUGAAUCAACAUGCGAAGCAGACUUUCAGGACUUCAAAGUGGGCAACAGGAAUGUCUCUUGCUGCAACACCGACCUCUGCAACGUCAAUGCAGCUGGCAGUGUGAGGUGCAACUAUGGGAUGGCAGCAGGGAUAUCAGCCAGUGUGCUCUGGGCCUUCCUGAACAACAGAUGGUGAGGAGGGAAGAGGAAUCCCAUGACCACGGGAAGUCUUGGAGCACCCCUGUUAUGAUGGGAAUUGUAGCUGGAAGCAAUUUGGUGUGUUGCAUACAGCGUCUUUGAAGCUGAUGGCAGAUCUUUGCCUUAUGAUAGCUUCUUUAUUGCUAUUACUGUAUUGCUGUAUUGCUGUUAGAUGAGAAAAUGUGUGUGCAUAGAAUCCAUGUAACACCUAAAAUAUACUUAUUUCUAA